Messenger RNA from Entelurus aequoreus (snake pipefish), 7765 nucleotides. RefSeq names its product RAB3A, member RAS oncogene family, b (gene rab3ab). Gene Ontology annotation, molecular function: GTP binding; GTPase activity. Gene Ontology annotation, biological process: protein localization to plasma membrane; regulation of synaptic vesicle fusion to presynaptic active zone membrane; protein secretion. Gene Ontology annotation, cellular component: axon; plasma membrane; synaptic vesicle. Lineage: Eukaryota; Metazoa; Chordata; Actinopteri; Syngnathiformes; Syngnathidae. The coding region runs from base 152 to 973 and encodes 273 amino acids. The record is from RefSeq and is a predicted model, not a curated record. The transcript is spliced from 5 exons.
GGGCUUUUUUGAAGACAAAGAGAAAGAGAAUAACGAAAAUGUUUGUGUAAAGGCGCCUCUAAAUCCUGUGUAUGGCGCGUCCUCGGCCGUCCGGGACCGGGGAGAGGUCGCGUGGACCCCCGCCAUCUCGUGCAGUUCCCCGCAAUCACCGAUGUCUGGGUCGCCGUCCACCGCAGCCGCCGCGUCGUUCACCGCCGCUGAGUCGCUGCCUUCUCUGAUGACUGGGUCGUCCUCCACCGCCGCCGCCGAGCCUCCGACCGUGUCGAUGAACGGGGCGAAGUCCUCCGCCGAGCCGCCGACCGCAGGAGCACAGAUGGCCUCAGCAACAGCAACCUAUGGACAGAAGGAGUCCUCAGACCAGAACUUUGACUAUAUGUUUAAGAUCCUCAUCAUUGGCAACAGCAGCGUGGGUAAAACGUCCUUCUUGUUCCGUUACGCCGACGACUCCUACACACCAGCCUUCGUCAGCACGGUGGGCAUCGACUUCAAGGUGAAGACCAUCUACAGGAACGAUAAAAGGAUCAAACUACAGAUCUGGGACACGGCGGGUCAGGAGCGUUAUCGCACCAUCACUACAGCGUACUACAGAGGAGCCAUGGGUUUUAUCCUCAUGUAUGACAUCACCAACGAGGACUCCUUCAACGCCGUCCAGGACUGGUCCACACAGAUUAAGACAUACUCGUGGGACAAUGCCCAGGUGCUGCUAGUAGGAAAUAAAUGUGACAUGGAAGACGAGCGCACGGUGAGUGGAGACAGAGGACGGCAGCUUUCUGAAAACCUCGGUUUCGAGUUCUUCGAGGCCAGCGCCAAAGACAACAUCAACGUGAAGCAGACCUUUGAGCGCCUGGUCGACGUUAUAUGCGAAAAGAUGUCCGAGAGCCUGGAUGCUGGCGAUCCCGCCGUCACAGGGGCCAAGCAGGGGCCUCAGCUGACUGAGCAGCCUGCUCCGCCUCACCAGGACUGUGCAUGUUAAAGAUCCCAGCUCUCCUCCUUCACCCUUCCAAGUGGGUACAUUCUCCAUCGCCUUUUCCUUCUUUCUUCCAAAGAACCGGCCUGUGAAAAAGUCUGAAAUUUGCCGAGACCAGCUCUUCAGGUGCGCUUGUUCUCCUUAUUUCAGAUUCUUUGCAACCUCUGGUUCUUCAGGGUUCCCAUCCCAUCUUUUAUUGUUUCCAUGGGUGUAUUUAUAAGUAGGAUUUGACGGCCAUUUCAAUCCACCUGAUGUUUACAGUACCUUGUUUUUUUUUUAUAUGAUUUGAAUCAUGCGAACAAGACGUCAACAGUGGAGUUACUGAGUAGUUUGGUAUCGAUCCGAUACCAAGUAGAUACAGGGCCAGUAUUGCCAAUACUGAUACCGUUACUUUCUCCUGAAAUUGUUCAAGAUCAUUGAAUGAUUUUUUUUCUUUAUUUUUGCCUUUAUUUAUUUUUUUGAUCAGAAUAAAACACCGAAAAUCUUAUCAACAAACUUAUUUGUGAACAAUGAAAAAAUAGAAAUCCAAUAAAAUUAGAAAAUAAUCAACAAAAUAGUACAAAUAUGCCGUCAGGCAUGCAAUUUUUUUUCGCAAAAUGACACAACAAAAGCAAAACCUGCAUUUGGCUCUCAUUUAGACUUCUUGAAUUAUACAACAAUAUCAAAAAUUUAACAAACACAACAACAAAACAAAGAUAUUUUCGUAAAAUAAGCGUAGAAGAGAAGUGAAAAUAUUCAAUGUCAUCAGUACACUGCAAAAAGUCAGUGUUCAAAAACAAGAACAAAAAUUACAAAAAUUAGGGGUAUUUUAUUUGAACUAAGCAAAAGUAUCUGCCAAUAGAACAAGAACAUUUGGCUUGUCAAGACUUUGAAAUUAGCUAACCUCAAUGAACCCAAAAAUACCUUAAAAUAAGUAUAUUCUCACUAAUAACAACUGUACUACUAUAUGAGUACGUAUUUUCUAUUGUUUCAUUGACAAUAAAACAGCAAAGUCAAUUUGGCUGUCAUCUGUUUUAAUUAUGAGACACAAUUGUGUCAAAGUCAUGAUUAUUUUUUUCAUGCUUGAAAUAAGAAAUUAUUACUUUUAAAAAAGUAGUUUUAUACUUGUGAGUGUUGAUGACACAGCUUUGCAACAGUUGAUAUUCUAGUUUCAAGCAUGUUUUACUCAAUAUAGGUCGUAAAAUCUCAGCAACAAGCUGUAAUAUCUUACUGAGAUCAUUUAGGACCAAAACCCUUAAAACAAGUAAAACACUCUAACAUAAAAUCUGCUUAGUGAGAAGAAUUAUCUUAUCAGACAGAAAAUAAGCAAAUAUCACCCUUAUUUGAGAUAUUUAAUCUUACUUAGAUUUCAGUUUUUGCAGUGUAGGGGUGUCCCGGAACAAUUUUUUCACUUCCGAUACAAUAUCGAUAUCGGGGCCUUUUGGUAUUGGCUGAUACCGAUAUUAAUCCAAUGCGAUAUCAGCACAAAUCAUACACUCUUGUAUCGUUUUGUAGUGUUGAAUGUUGGGAAAAGGCUUGGUUUAGUGAAAUGACUCAAAGAGACAACAAUGUUACGCAUGAAACAAAUUAAGUUAAGCUCAGUGAAUUAAAAGACGCGGACACGGCUGUUACUGGAUUCUUUUUAACACGCUUCUGCUCUAGAGACUUCGUAUCUGUAAGUAAUAUGCAACCCUAAUUAUUUGAUCCUUGUUUAUAUUGUUUUAGACUGCAGUGUUGUUCAUUUAAGGACACGUAUUACAUAUGUCUAGCUUGUGUGCUAUUGUGUGCUUAGCUGUUGUGUAGCUCCUAGCAGCCUAUAUCCUACCAUGUUCACCUUUUGUAAAUGACUCUAAAGUAAACGCUCUGCAGGACUGCUUGUAUUAAAGCGAUUAUAUGGGACCUUUUUGAUGCAAAACAGUAUGAUCCGAUUCUUGUGUUUUUGCUGAUAUCAGAUAGCCUGAUAUUGGAUCGGGACACCCCUUGGUACUGAUACUGUGUAUAUUUGAAUCGAUACAUGGCAAGAAUGAACCAUCCAGCAUAACCCAUUAUGAUAUUAUCAGGUCUAAAUACACAUCUCACAUUGAUACUGAAGUUUCAAUAUUAUUUAGGCUUUUUUAGUCUUAAUUUUGUUUCGUAAUCUGUUAUCGCUUUUAGCUGUUUGCUGCAUUGAGCACCGGGUGGAAACCUUUCGGACAAGAUAAAACAGAUGCAAAAAUACCAUUUCAGUUGUAUGUAUAAAUACUGUGCGAUACAUGAUCUAUACAGGUAUGCAUUUCUGGAAAUAAACUUUGAAGGGGUGUUAUUGAUGUGUUAUAUAUUUAUGAGGUCUUUGUUGUGAGGUUUGUGUGCAAAUGUUUGGCGACUCCUCACCUCGUGUCCUUGUCGGUUUUGCUGAGAUGUUGAGAAAUGGCAGAUUCCGUGUUUUGAAGAAGAAAAAGAUGAAAAAAAAGAUCUUUCAGUCUGUAAGAAAUCCAUAUAAGCCCUGCUGCUAUUAAAUCUGCUUUUUGACAAUUUCAUACAUUUGAUGACAUACUGGAUUAUUGUUGUUCUUAUUUGCUAAAAAGAAAUAAUCAUCAAAACUAUUAAGAAAUGAAGAAAUAUAUUCAUCAGAUAUUGGACUCUGUGUGUAAAUGUCAUAUUAUUCAGACUUGACUGACCAUCAUCGAGUCACUUUUGAAUGUUCUUUUUUCUUGUCAUUUUCAAUGUUUUAAAUUGUAAAUUUCUGCUUUAUUUAUGUACUCAUUUUCUCUUUUGGGGCCACAAGGGCAAUUUGUAUUAUAGGGGCGCCACAAGGAUUCAUAUUUUAUUGUGCUUAUUUACAAAUCAGGUCAGGAUCUACAGCAGGGGUGGGCAAUUAAUUUUUACCGGGGGCCGCAUGAGCAACCCGAGCACUGCUGGAGGGCCACAUCGACAAUAUUUCAAUUAAAUUUUGCUCAAUAUUAUUUUUGAUAUAUACCGUAAGAUAAAUAAUAAUAAUAAUAAUAAUAAUAAUAAUAAUAAUAAUAAUAAUAAUAAUAAUUAAUAAUAAUAGUAAUACUUCAACAUAGUGUGUGUAACAGCAUUCCAUGACUAAUAUAAAUAAAUUAACAUUAAUAAUAAAUGACAGUAAAAUAAGCACACGUAUGACUGAGGAGUCAUAGUGUAACUUUGUGUGGCCAGGUCUGAUCUACAGUAUGUGUUGGCUGGGCGCCCUCUACAGGUGGCACUACUCCAUGAAUUUGAAUAAACCAAAUUUAGAGAGAGUAAAUAGAAGGUUAAAUUACCAUAGACAUUCCUUAUAACAUUUGAACAAUUUAGUUGUUAAUAUUGUAUAAUGUGGAAUCUUAGGCCAAAAGUCUCAAACAUAUAGUGCAACAAUGUUAGAUAACGUUAAUGACCGAUUAAUGAGUUGAUAUUAGUUAGUGUAGCCUUGAUGUGUUAAUGGUGGGCGAUGCUGAUUGAAUGUUACCAUGAAUUGAUUAAUGUGGACCCCCCGACUUAAACAAGUUGAAAAACGUAUUCGGGUGUUACCAUUUAGUGGUCAAUUGUACGGAAUAUGUACUGUACUGUGCAAUCUACUAAUAAAAGUCUCAAUCAAUCAAUCAAACCAAAGCGUCACAGGGAAAAAAGAGAAGAAGAAGAAAAAUGGGCCAAAUGUGAAGCCACGGCUCAAUAGCUGUGUCCCAAUUCAGGGUCUGCAUCCUUCGAAGGGCGAAUUUGAAGGCCGCUUACGUCACAACGCUGCGCGAAGGCUGUCCCAAUUCAUUCAAAUUGGAAGGCUCCGACGAAUGCGCCCUCCUUUUCCCUGUAUAUGCACCGCGACUAUCCUUCGUGGCCUCCCAUAUCCCAAGAUGCUUUGCGCGCCUUUGCAGGCUAGACUGUCCCAUUUAACAACGGGUGACGCAUCCUUCGGAGGUGCCUCCGAAGGUCCAGCCUUCUGAGGCUGCGUAGGCCGGGUCCUCCGAAGGAUGCAGACCCUGAAUUGGGAGACAGUUUAUGUCAUCCCUUGUUGUGAUUCCACUAUAUACAUAUUGAUUGAAGGUUUUGUAAAAGUCACUUUUUUGAUUAUAUUAAAUUAAAAUAUUAAAUUGAUUCAAACUAAAUAACUUUGUUGGAGCAACUUAAAAUAAUACAGAAAAUCAACUCAAUAUUUUCUGAUAUUCUAAUUUAAACUUUUGCUUUACUGUAAGGCAAUGUAACGGUCCCCGAUCUUCUAAAACAUAACAUCAUUUAGGUUUGUUAAUCCCGGACCAGCCCCCAAUUGUACUGUAAAGUUCAAAUUUGAAUGACAAUAAAAAGGAAGUCUAAGUCUAAGUCUAAUUAUGUAAAAGGAGCGUGUAACAUAAAAGACGAACACUUUGAACUUACUUGUUUUUCAGUGAACCGUUUAUUUAGCACAUAUAGAAUAUUACACUCGAUGUUUUCACUAAUAAAGCGAGUCGUGGGGAAGCAGCAGUGGACACGGCGAUCAGCUGGAGUGAGAGCGAGAGAGUGAGAUUCUAGCUUCACCACUCGGCUUUAUCUCCUGGGCUACGCUCAGUUGUCCAAUCAGGGCCUAUCAACCAGGGGUGCCCAAACUUUUUAAAUCGGGGGCCACAUUGGAUUAAAAGAAUUUGGUACAUAAUAUAUGUGUAUAUAUUUAUAUAUAUAUACACAUUCAUGUAUAUGUAUGUAUGUAUAUACAGUAUAUAUACUGUAUAUAUAUAUAUAUAUAUAUAUAUAUAUAUAUAUAUAUAUAUAUAUAUAUAUAUAUAUAUAUAUAUAUAUAUAUAUAUAUAUAUAUAUAUAUAUAUAUAUAAAAUCGUCUGUUUGAUUUUUCUCUUGUCCUACGCUUGUCUCACAAUUUCCCCCUCUGUCUGUGUUUCUUCUUUCUAUCUCAUCACUAAAUAUAUCCAAACAUUUGAUAAAGUCAAAUACAAAAAAGGCACUGAGAGAAGUAUCCCACACUUCUAGUUUGUCAAGUAAAUCUGUACAGCACAUAUGGGCAUCUACAUCAACAGUAGGAUUUGCCUUAGCGGCUGGACAGGACAAAUAAAAAAAAUUAUAAUAAUUUUCUUUUUAACUUGGGAUGUCCUACAGGCCAGAACCGGUCCACGGGCCGCAGUUUGGGGACCCCUGCUUUAAACAAUAAGGGAAAAUAGCCAGUCAAUGAAACACAUGAUAGGGUGUAUUUGCAUUGUACAUAACAGCUAAAAAUGUAUAGGAAAACAUAAUAUUUUCUGAUAUUUUUAAUUAGAUUGUUGUUUUACAGUAAGGCAAAAUCAUAUAGAAAAAAUACUUAAUAUUUCCUGAUAUUCUGAUUCUGACUCUAAAGCAAUAAAAAAAAUUUAAAUGUGUUAAAUUUCACAAUAUGUUUGUUAUUUAAUAUAUUGCUUAACUCUGAGUUAAAAUAAUGGUUUGCAACAAGAUACGUAUUACAAAAUACCUUUGCUUUUACUAGUCAGUGCUAUAUCUGAUUUAUUUUAAAAUCUUUUUUUAAAGUUUACCUUUUUAUGCAAAAUCCAACUAAAUUUUCACAAGACUAGUCUGGAUGGUGAGGCAAAGCAUGCAAAAAAGAUUUGAUUAAAAAUAUUAUUGCUUCAAUUUCUCCAUCCUCUCUAUUUCGGGGGCCCUAAAGUUGUCGUUCCAACAUCAAAGAGAUGAUUUUGGAUCAUGCUCGGUUUCUUUUCUGAACUGUUAAAAUGCUUCUUCUAGCUAAUGUCUUCCAUAAAAGAACCGCAUAUGUAAAAAAAAAAAAAAAAGUUUUGAUUGACUCGGGCUUGAAAAAACCCCAAGAACAAAUAAGGGAAAUAAAAAUGCUGGUAACAACAAAAAAGACAUGUUGCAGUUUACCUGCAUUGUACGAAUGUGUCACUCGGGGACAAAGCAAUACAGAACCUACACAAAUAGAACUGGGGGUUGCUGACUUAACACCUAUACGAGAGUGCAAAAACAUGCAACUGAUUUUCUCUUUGUCUCACUGCCUCAUCAUCAAACCCUUUUUAUGUUUGGGCCGAUAAGGUGAAAGAAUAUGCUGUGCGUCUUUUUAUCUGUACUUUGUGGUAAAACAAUAAAAGCAUUGCUAACAGACCGGCUUUUGUUUAGGACUUUGUGCGUGUUGUGUGUGGGUUUACUCCUGGUACUCGUUUCAUCACACACUUUUAAAAACAUGUUAGGUUCAUUGGAGACUCGGUUUAAAUAGGUUGUAGUAGGACAAGUGACUUUUGAACGGAAGUGGUGGGCCACCAAACCAACAUGGCUACUGUGCAGCAAAUGAGAAUGCAGACUAGAUCUCGCCUUUAAAAACAAGCAAAAAAUACAAACUAUGCAAUAGAAUUCCACCAACAUUAGAAUUUUUAAAUAUUGGCUGCAAUAUGAAGCAUUUGAUCCUCCUCCGUUAUGACUGGUUAUGGAGGCUAACUCAACUAAACCAGUAUCUCUUAGGGCUCUGGUUCAUGCUCCCAUCCACACUUUUACAAAACAUCCAAUCAUAAAAACCUAAUUGAGAAUUUGGGUUCAGUUCAAGCGGUAUUUUGGUUUACAGACUAUUUCUAGUCUUGCACCCAUCACUGCUAAUCAUGCUUACCCUCCCUCUCUUGUUGAACCUGCCUCUUUUAAGAUGGUUACCAUGAAUUGAUUAUGUGGACCCCGACUUAAACAAGUUGAAAAACGUAUUCGGGUGUUACCAUUUAGUGGUCAAUUGUGCGGAAUAUGUACUGAACUGUGCAAUCUACUAAUAAAAGUUUCAAUCAAUCAAUCAAGCAAUGGUCAAGUCUGGGGAUCAACAACAUUAAAGAUGUAUACAUGGACAAGACUUCCGCCUCUUUCCAGCAACUUUGUGAUAAAUGUAUUGUUCACUCC